CCCUCCUCUUCCCCUCCCGGGCCCGCAGCGCCUGGGCCGGGUUCGGGCGGCGGCUCGCUCGCGCACGCAGCAGGCAGGAAAGUUUGCGGAGCGGCCGGCGCGGGGCCAUGUGGCUGCUGUGGCUGCUGCUGGGCUCGGCGGAGAGCCAGCUGUUGCCUGGGAAUAACUUCACAAAUGAAUGCAACAUUCCUGGAAACUUCAUGUGUAGUAACGGACGCUGUAUCCCAGGGGCCUGGCAGUGUGAUGGGCUGCCAGACUGCUUCGAUGAAAGUGACGAGAAGGAAUGCCCAAAAGCCAAAUCCAAAUGUGGCUCCACGUUCUUCCCCUGUGCUAGUGGGAUCCAUUGUAUCAUUGGCCGCUUCCGGUGCAAUGGCUUUGAGGACUGUCCAGAUGGCAGCGAUGAAGAAAACUGUACAGCAAAUCCCUUGCUGUGCUCUACUGCCCGAUUCCACUGUAAGAACGGCCUUUGCAUCGAUAAAAGCUUUGUAUGCGACAGUCAAAAUAACUGCCAGGACAACAGUGAUGAAGAAAGCUGUGAAAGCCCUCAAGAAACUGGCAGUGGCCAAGAAUAUGUGGCCUCAGAGAACCAACUGCUCUAUUAUCCCAGCAUCACCUAUGCUAUAAUCGGCAGCUCGGUUAUCUUUGUGCUGGUGGCGGCCUUCCUUGCCUUGGUUUUGCACCACCAACGAAAGCGCAACAACCUCAUGAGCCUGCCUGUCCAUCGGCUGCAGCACCCUGUCCUCCUGUCCAGGCUAGUGGUCCUUGAUCAUCCACAUCAUUGCAGUGUCACCUACAAUGUCAACAAUGGAACCCAGUGUGUGUCCAACCAGACCAGCCAUAGGCCACUGGAUCUGGAUUCUCCACCAUCCUAUUCAGAGGCUGUGUUAGACCAAAGCAGACCCCCUUGGUUUGAUCUUCCUCCACCCCCUUACUGCUCAGAUUCUGAAUCCCCCAGUCCGACAGAUCUCCCUCCUUACGAAUCUCAGACAGGAAGCUUGGUGAGCACAGACACCCCAAUGGCAGGAAGCCCCUUGAGCACAGGCAGCAGCCAGACAAGAGGUGUCAGUAACAGUAUGGACCAUCGCAGAAUUCUUCGUGAGAGAACACCUGAGCAAAAUGACUCUCUGAUCAAUCCUGUUGCUGAAAGAGAAAUGUGACCGGGGUAUAUGAAAAGGGUAUAUGGGUUAGUCUGCUGUGGCUUACCACCGUCAGAGAUGGGCCUGAGCUGUGAUGUUCAGAAUGGGAUUUGAUUUGAAUUCAAGUCCAAACUUCCCCAAGUUUCACAGGUGCUCUGUUUUGGUUUUUGGGCUUAUCAUAGGCAAAGACCAGAGCCAUGACUUGUAGAUACAGGUUCACAUCUGAACUGCCCGGAGUUGGGAGAAGCAGGGUUAAGUCUGGGAUUCCGGUUCAGAUCUGUUGAAUACUUAAGACUUUGUGAUUUAAUGUAUUUCAGGGUGUACUUUACUGUAUAUGUAUAUAUGUGCAUGUGUAAUAUGUAUAGGUAUUCCACACAAAAAACUGUUAAAACAUUCAGGUUACCAAGUCAAGCACUCAGAAUAUAGGAAAUGAUGGAAUUCAGGUUGCCUGGGCAACCUUAAUUUGACCCCCUUUUGUGUGUGUGCAUUAAGGUACAAUCUUUAAUUACAUGAUCACACACUAAUUUUUUCCACAGGAUCCCUGCCUCUUGGUGUGCACAGGAUGGAUUGUGCUCCAUUAGUGAGCAGCUAUUCAAUAUUUUGUUUUAUCCUCAUUGUUCAAUUUGUGGUCCUAGGCCUUAUUUAUUGCACACUACUCAAACCCUUCUGUAAAGACAGAAUUAUUAAUUUCCUCAUGGUUUUUCUGUGGCAUUUAUCAUUAUAGCGUCUAAGAAGCUUCACAAAUAUUAAUGAAGUUAUUUUCACAACAACUCUGAGAUGAAGUGGUGGUAUCCCUAUUUUACAGAUGGGAAAUGAGGCACAGAGAGAUUAAGGUUAAAAGUGUCCACUAAUUUUGGAUGCCCAAUUUGAGACACCUUGGACCUGAUUUUUAGAGCACUUAACAUUCUAUAGCACUUUAUAUGUUCAAACAUACCUCCCAUUGUCUUCAGUUGCAGCUGUAAGUGCUCAGCACUUCUGCAGGUCAGACCCCAGGGUCUCAAGUCUAGCACCCAGAAACUGAGGAAUGCACAGUAAGUGGCCACCUCUGGAAAGUUUGGUUUAAGUGACUUGCCUGGUGUCACAUAAGAACUCAGUGGCAAAGUGGGAUAGAAUUUCAGUUUUCCAGGGCAACUUUCAGCUGCUGUAACCAUAAGACCAUCCUUUCUCUUCUGCAGUCACCUGCUUCAUCCACUACACACCUUCCAGCUUCUGCAGUAAAUAAGGCAGGAAUCCUACAGACCAAUCGCUUUUACUACACAACCCCGAUUUAUCCCCAGAGCAAGUGCAUCCUGUGCACUGAAUGACGCAGGGGUCCUGGAGAAAAAAUAGUGUAUGAUCAUGUAGGUUAAGACUGUACUGUAAUGCAGAUGCCCAAAGACUCCAAACUAAGGUUGUGCACAUAAUCUUAAUCUUAAUUCUGGCAUGCCCUAACUUUUGAGUACUUGAUUAGCAAGCUUAAUGUUUUUAUGUAAUUUUUUGUGUGCAAUUCCAUUGCUUUUUUUAAAAAGCAAAUUGAAGAAACAAAUUCCAAUAUGUAGCAUCAUAUUAACAUCUAGCAUAGGUCAUCAGCAGAGCUGAAACUUUAGAUCUGCACAGACUUUUGCCACUUGAGCUAAUGGAGCAACUGAUAGCAGUAGUAAGUUGUCGUAGCAGGGGAUGUGAUACACUUUGCCAGUGGGUUUCACAGAUAUUUGCUGACCGCAGAGGGAUGGUGAGACUCAGGAACCAUGAGUUUUAUUCCAAGCUCUUGAGGGGAGUGUCCUCUAGUGGCUACAAACCCUCUGUCAAUUCCUCUCAUGCAGUGUCUUUUGUCCCAUAGUCUCCAACCUGACUCUGUUCUGCCUUUUCUCCACCCCAGCUCCUAAUCCCAGUUGCAUUCUCGUCACCUAGCCAAUGCCAAUCUCCACUCCUCAGGCUUCUCAUGGCCAAACAGUCCUAGUCUCCCUAUCCUGGCUGUCAGUCCCACUGUCCAUCAGCAUCCCUCCUCCUCCUCUUCUCCCUCUCUUCUCCUCCCUCCCCCCUCCCCCGUUCCUGGCUGCUCAUCCAGUUUCUCUUCAGCAUGCCAAAGAUCCUCCUCCAUCUUAGCCUUUCCUCACCCAAUACAUGGCUCUUUGUCCCCUCUCCCCGGUUUCUUGUCUGUCUGUUUGCCCUGCCAGUCCCAUUUCUCCCCCCACACUUCAGGUCCUCAUCAGAUCUGUUUUCCCCCCCCUUCACCUCAGCUCCCUGUCUCCUUGCCCAGCCCGUGUGUCUCCCUCCCUGAUCCAGUUUGGUUCUUGUCCUCUCUGCUUUUGACUCUGGUGGCUCCCUCCUCCACACUGCCUGAGGUCCAGGAGGGGUUCACUGAUACUGUAGAAGAGACUGGCUCCCUGCUCUCAGUUCCAAUGCCCAGCCCCCUCUUCCCCUCUCUGCUCCCUACCUGCAGCAGCUAGGUCCUGCUUCUCCCACACCUCUCAAUUCCUGAACUGGAGCAUGCUCAAUGUGAACAAAAUCUUUGGAAAUUUUAACUUUGAAGCUAUGACAAGUCUCUGAGUAAACUGAGGUUUUCACAUCUGAAUGGUUUUUUCCACAGGAAAAGCAAAAGGCACAUCCCUUACAUGAAAGCCACUUUCUGACAAGUUUCAAAUCCCUGCUCCAACACAUGAGGGCACUAAAACUUCUCAACCAAGUGGUUGUAAGAAUUGUUUUGCCAUGUUAAAAUACAUUUUUCCUAAUUUUGUUCUCUGAAACUGCUGGACCAUUUUGGCUGAAACAUUAAAAACAAAAUUCAGCCACUAGCAGAUAUCUGGCAUGGAAAAUUUCAGCCCGAAUGGCUAAAGUUUGGAAAAGCAAAAGCAACUGAAGGACAGGGUCUUAUAAUGAAAAGUAUCAGGCAACCAUAAUAGGCAUUCUGCCAGCACUGCCUGUAAAAUAUAUAUCCAUGCAUACACACAUGCCUUUUUACAUAACAUAAAAUGGCUGUGUGUGCGCAUGUAUAUGUAACGUAUUUCACUGGCAUAGAUAUCUGGUAUCUUUGGAAACAAGAUUUAAAUUUCAUACUAAAAAUAUUGGUGUCAUGUGGAAAACCAUUUAUUUUCUACAGUGUUCACUAUUAUUCAUAGUUUCCCUGGCUGAAAUUUAAGUUUCUGCAUUAAAACAAAAGCACAGUGGAAUUACACAAGGCAUUAAUUCAACCCAGUAUUUCUUUCUUCCGUUUUAUGUUCUCAUUCUUGGAAUAUUUCCAUCUGAAAUGUUUGGACCAUAAGUGAAAUAGUGUUUAAAUGCCAUUGUGAAAAACUGUGUUGUAGGUACAGGGAAUCAGUAGGAAGAAAGGAAGAAAACUAAGCGGUCCCUAUUGCUGCUACUUUAAAUGCCGUUUUAUUCCUAUGGUUUAUUUUUAUAUAUAGUAGAGAUGACAGUGCCCUUUUUCAUAUCCAGACAGAAAUUAGCCCUGAAAUAUAGUCGUAUCCGUUUCUUCAUAUAGAGCCUGAUAUACCAUUGCCUUACUCCAGAUUUAUGCCAGUGCACAUAAGCAUAAAAUAGGAAUAAUAGAGGUGAAACAACGUAAGGUUUUCAGAGCACAGCUCCAAACUGAUCUUGGGCAAACUCGUAUAGUUUAUGGUCCCUGUGACAAAGCUCUGUCCUUGCCUCUGUGGGUCCUGCGUUUCCUGGUGGAUUUCGCUAGCCUCAGAGGCUCACUCUGACCCUCCACUUAACCCUUCUUUCUCUAGAGACAAGGGUCAC
This is a messenger RNA of Dermochelys coriacea (leatherback sea turtle), 4856 nucleotides long. It is a transcript of the gene LDLRAD3, whose product is annotated as low density lipoprotein receptor class A domain containing 3. The transcript has 6 exons. Bases 108 to 1157 code for a protein of 349 amino acids. Gene Ontology annotation, cellular component: plasma membrane. Gene Ontology annotation, molecular function: protein binding. Lineage: Eukaryota; Metazoa; Chordata; Testudines; Dermochelyidae. The record is from RefSeq and is a predicted model, not a curated record. Gene Ontology annotation, biological process: receptor-mediated endocytosis.